UUGACCAAACUUGUUUCUAAAGAAAGAAGAGAGAAAGCAAAAGACAGAACAAAGACGAAGACUCUUAUCAUCCUUUGUCCUUUUUUUUUCUCCCUCUCUGUCCCUAGCUUGGUGAUGAUCUUGAAGCAAGAAUAAUGACCGUCCUUCACAGAUCUCUGUCGGACGAUAUGACAAACAACACGUCGUCCUGUGAAUCUUUGUCGGAUUGCAUCGAAGAGUUGAGAGAAUCAGGAUCUUGUUCAUCCACUUGUCUUAACUACUGUCUCUCCAUCUGCAAGAUCGACUCUGCUCCGCCUCCAGUGAUUCACCGCGACCUGGACCAUAAAAUAAAGAAGAUCAUAAUCAUCACCGCUUGCUCUGUCAUCACAACUCUGUUUCUCCUCACUUUAGUCGCUCUCUGUUUCAAGUGGUACAACAGGAGGAGAAGAUCAAUAUCGUUAUCAAGAAGCAUAGAGGAAGCUAGGACUUGGGAUUUUGAUGAACCAUCAUCACCUGUUAUUAUAGAUCAUCCGGUUUGGCAUAUCAGGACCGUUGGUUUGAAUCCAAUGGUUAUAAGUUCGAUCAAAGUGUGUAAGUAUAGUAAAAGAGAUGGUGUUGUGGAAGGAACUGAUUGUUCGGUUUGUUUAAGUGAGUUUGAAGAAGAAGAGAUGCUUAGAUUGUUACCAAAGUGUAGACAUGCUUUUCAUCUUUCUUGUAUUGAUACUUGGCUUAGAUCACACACCAACUGUCCUCUUUGUCGUGCUCCUAUUGUGUUGGUUAAUGAUGAUGACGAUGGAGACGAUAUAGAGGAGACCCCUGUGAGUAUGAAUGGAGAUAUCGACGAAGAAACCGAGAGAGAUGAUGAGGAAGAAGCUGAUGGUUUUGUUGGUAUAGAUAUUAGAGAUGGGGAAGCAGAUAAGUCGCAGGAGCGAGUGAGACGUUCUGUGUCGUUGGAUUCAUUGUCGGGUUUAAGGGUAAGUGAAGUUGGUGUUGUUGCUGGUAGAGGGAAAGAGAAGGUGAAGAGAGGCAAUGGUGUUGGACAUUCUAUUGUUGAGAGGUCAAGUUUCUUGAAAAGAUCAAUCUCUGACAUUGGUAAGUAGUAGGAGCUCUCUACACAUGUACAAAGGAAGUUUCUUGGAGCCAAUGAAGAAAACCAAAUCAAAGCUGCUACUCUUGUACUAAAGUGAAUAGAGUUGUUACAUUUUGUUGUGUUAUCAAAGCUGCUACUCUUGUACUCAAGUGAAUAGAGUUGUUACAGCUUUUAUUUGGCCUUACCUCGUAUUCAAAUGUUUUUUCUGAUAAUGGAUUUACACCUUUUUUGAA
Messenger RNA from Raphanus sativus (radish), 1302 nucleotides. RefSeq names its product RING-H2 finger protein ATL54. Bases 135 to 1079 code for a protein of 314 amino acids. The transcript has a single exon. The record is from RefSeq and is a predicted model, not a curated record. Lineage: Eukaryota; Viridiplantae; Streptophyta; Magnoliopsida; Brassicales; Brassicaceae. Gene Ontology annotation, biological process: protein ubiquitination.